AUAGAUGAGUCAAAUCCUUCAUCUCUACAGAAUCCCUUAGCCUCUCUAAGCUCUUCACAAAAGGAGAAGAAAAUGGAUAAAGAGAAAACAAAAGAAAGGUACCUAGUAUUCACUCCCUUUUUCUUUCACUAGUCAAUUCUCGCCAGUUCUUGAAUUUCAUUCCAUAAUGUUGAAAAACGUAAAAUAAAGUAUCAGUAAGUGGAAAAAUUUCCCAUUCAGAUGCAUGAUUGCUGUACUGUAAUUCUUUUUGCAGUUUAAAACGAAAAUCAGCUUUGGAAGAAAUCAUGGAAGUGAGUGUUUUUGUUUGGUUGUUCAUUAAUUUUGACUUUUGAUUUGCUAUUACAGUAACUUCCUUUUAGUCAUUACGAUCAGGAAUGCCACUUAUAUUGUACAUAAUAAAACAACCUUUCUUUCAAGCACUCUUUUUUGUAAUAAUAAUAAUAAUAAUCACAGUUUUUUUUCUCGACAGAUGCAAGAACAGGAAAAGAUGAAAGCCAGCCGCAAAAGUAACUGGAUAGCAAAGGUACCCUAGAGACUCAAUCACCCCCCUCCCCCGCCCCCACCUUCCCCUCCCUCGGGAACUGCAAGGUAGAAAUUUCUUUCCAACAGAUUAAGAUUGCAAACUAUUUAUAAAAAUGCUGUUUCAAAACUCUCUAUCGCAGACUUCCAGACGCAUUAAUCUUUUUUCCAUGUCCGAUUUCAUUACAUUUUCCAGUACACUUGAGUUUGAUUUUAUUAUGUAUCAUCUGAAUCUGAAGCACUGAGGAUAUUUUGUUUUAAUUAAGUGCCUUCUUGGCUGUUAUUCCUUCCUUUACAGGGACUUAUAGUCAAAGUUGUAACCAAAAAACUUGGUGAUAAAUACUACAAAAAGAAAGGAACAGUCAAGGUAUGUGUUUCGUUCAAAAAGAAACACACGUAGUUGAAAUAAAGCAAGGCCACAAUUUUCCUUCUCAUCCCACUUCAUUAAGUCACUACAGUGAAGAUCCCCCAUCCCAUCGGACACACCCAAAUGUAAAUACCCAAUCUCGCACCCACUUUUGUUCAUGAUCUUUAGAUUCCUGAAUCUUGGGUUCCAAGAAGGAGAUCUGCAGAAACCUUUUGGGGUUCCUACUUCUUAUGGAUUAUUGUCCAUAAAAAUAAAUAAAUAAAAAACACUUCCUAAGGACAGGACAGAAUUAAUUAAUGUUGUGUAUUAUUAUGUUUCGUUAUUUUUAAUCGCAGGAUAUUCAGAACUUAUUUGUCGCUGUUGUAAAGAUGUCAGAUAGUGGAGAUGUGAUUAAAGUUGAUCAGGAUCACCUGGAAACAGUUAUCCCAGCUUUUGGUAAGUGUGAAUCAUCAUAAACUAGUGUAGCAUUAAAAAACAAGCUAACAUUUCGCGAUGUCACCACUGGUUUCCCCGCAAAAUGACCUUUUGAGGAAUGACUCCAGAAAUUCAAUAUUGAUGUUGUGUCACUAGUAAACUAGAUCUGGGUAGUACAGUGUACUUCUGACUGGUUAAAGCAAGUUUCCCUUGUCGCACGACCAAUCAGAAGCACUACCCAGAUUUGGGACAUGACACAUCGUCAGUAUGGGAUUUCCACACUCAUUCACUAUGAAAAAAAAUCAUUUUGAUCGCUUUCCUUCAAUUCUCCAAGGCUUGCUCAAAACCUGCUUCUACUAGGAUUAUCUUGCUUUGAUUUUAAAGGAGAGGAGGAGUCAGGCUACAGCUAGAGUGGUAGCAAAAUUUUCCAUGUUAUUCCUGGUCCAUUAUACAAUGUAGAUUUACUCCAAGACAGCUUAUGAGUCAGCACAGGUCAAAGAGUAACUUGAGUCCCAAUUUUCUUUGAAUAUCAGGAAACUAUAGCUUUAAUGGAUGUACUGUAAGAAUAUAUACCAAUUUAUUUUUCUGUGAAAUCUUGAGAGAAGCAAAUUGUCACAACUUGUAACGAAGUGCUUACUAGCAAAACUUGUAAAUGGAUUUUCAGGUAAAACUGUACUGAUUGUAAAUGGCAUCCACAGAGGAUCAAAAGCAUCACUUGUAUCACUGGAUGAAAAAAGCUUUUCAGUUACUGUGGAUCUUAAAGAUGUAAGUCCGAUUUGUCUCCUUUUAAAGGGACUUCCCUUCCUUGCAAGAUAGAAUGAGGAAAUUAUGAUUUCCUUACGCCAUCUUGGCCUGCAAAGAGUAGAGGAGAGGAGAGGAAAAUCACCGUGGGAUAAUGCAAGGCCUCUUGCCUGCCCCUUACCUGAUUUCCCUUUCCUUGUCUCCUACACACUGGACUCUUUAGCUAAUCGCAGUCAAAGGUGCUACAAAGAUCAAGUUGUUUUGAUUACUGACGUUUAAUUCAAAUAAUUAAUGUUAUAAAACCUUGAAGAAUCCCCUCGGAUAAAUCUUAUGUUCUAACACAAUAUGGUUUAUAUAAUGUUUCAUGAAAUGAACACACUGACUAUAAUAAAAUAUCUUUAUUUUCAUAUUAUUAAGUUUCAUCACCCAAGUUAAAUAUGAUGAGGUAAAUUGACUCAUCUCCAUUUUCUACUCCACAUUUCUCUUCCUUUGAAGUGGCUAGACUGGAUUCAAGGCUGCUGCUUCCCUCCGCUACCCCGCUACCCCCCCAAACCAAACCCACCCAAACCCCUCCUCCCCGGGCCCCCUGCCCCUUAAAAUUUUAUUUUAUUUUCCUUUGUUUUGGGGUUUAGUAAUGAGUCUGAAACAAAAGACAAUAAAAUUGAACCAGGACCAGAACAGCAAUGCUAACUAAGUGUUGAAUUCACUACUGAUAGUAGUUUACACAAUGCCUUUUGUUAUUGUGUUUCCUCAGGGACCUCACAGGGGCAAGAGAAUUGAUAGAAUUCCCUAUGACGACAUCUGCAAAUUGGAUACGUGA
Molecule: messenger RNA, 2861 nt
Organism: Porites evermanni
Lineage: Eukaryota; Metazoa; Cnidaria; Anthozoa; Scleractinia; Poritidae
Source: the annotation of a GenBank genome assembly